ACCCAUCACUGAGGUUGAGGGGACUGAGGACGAAGACCAGCAGGCUGCAGAGCCAGACAGGACCAAAGCAGCAGAAUCAGAGACAGCAGAAACAUCAACAACAUCCACGUCAACCCCAGGCCCAGCAGAGAACCACUGUGGAGGAGGAGGAAGAGGAGGAGAGGAGGAGGCAAUAACCAUCAACCUCCAGCCCUCGAACGCCUAUGAGUUCAACCAGUCCCUGAACGCAGCGCGGGCCCAGUCCAACCUCCCAGCCUGUGCUGAGCUGCUGAGCCGUGUUCCCCCUGAGACUCUGCCCGUCUACCUCAGUAAUCAGCUGGAUGGACACACGGUCAGCUUCAUUUUGCAGACCCUGGACACACAGCUCCUACAGAAGGACCCGAACCUCGUCUACCAGCACCUCAACCAUCUACACACUGCUGACAGGUUCUCGGUCGUCAUGAUGCUGCUAAAGAGUGAACAUGAUCAGAUGACGCGACUGUUUGACCGUCUGUCUGCUGUAGACAGUGAUGCCUUCAGUAAGAACGAUGUGCAGAACCUGGCCAACAAGUACAACUGACCUCUAACCUCUGACCCUGUCUGGCCUGCUGGAGCGCAUCCCAAAUAGGUCCCUAUUACCGAGUGCACUAUGGGAGGGAAUAAGGCACCAUUUGGAAACAGCCGACUUUAAACACGAGUCCAGACUGCAAAUCACUUUGCGUCCGAAAUAACUACUCAAUAUUAUUUUUGUAGGUCAAGUCACAAUUUACCCACGAUACAGCACGGUUUUGAUGUUCUCCAAUGCGACCCUUCACUCUGUCCUGCGUGAAGCUCCCAACAUGCCGUACUGGAUCUAUGCAACGCUGCACAAACCGACUCAGAAGAACGUGCUCAGAGCAUUACGGACCCAAACCGACUCAGAAGAUGCUGAACGUGCUCAGAGCAUUACGGACCCAAACCGACUCAGAAGAUGCUGAACGUGCUCAGAGCAUUACGGACCCAAACCGACUCAGAAGAUGCUGAACGUGCUCAGAGCAUUACGGACCCAAACCGACGCAGAAGAACGUGCUCAGAGCAUUACGGACCCAAACCGACUCAGAAGAACGUGCUCAGAGCAUUACGGACCCAAACCGACUCAGAAGAACGUGCUCAGAGCAUUACGGACCCAAACCGACUCAGAAGAACGUGCUCAGAGCAUUACGGACCCAAACCGACUCAGAAGAACGUGCUCAGAGAUUACGGACCCAAACCGACUCAGAAGAACGUGCUCAGAGCAUUACGGACCCAAACCGACUCAGAAGAUGCUGAACGUGCUCAGAGCAUUACGGACCCAAACCGACUCAGAAGAACGUGCUCAGAGCAUUACGGACCCAAACCGACUCAGAAGAUGCUGAACGUGCUCAGAGCAUUACGGACCCAAACCGACUCAGAAGAUGCUGAACGUGCUCAGAGCAUUACGGACCCAAACCGACUCAGAAGAUGCUGAACGUGCUCAGAGCAUUACGGACCCAAACCGACUCAGAAGAUGCUGAACGUGCUCAGAGCAUUACGGACCCAAACCGACCCGUUUAUUUCUCUCUAUGUAAUAUAUCACAUCUCUACCGACCGCUACUAGGUAUUUCUCUCUCUCCAAAGACCUUUUUCACCCUGAUCUGUUUUAGCGUUAGUUGACCGACAGUAAAUGUUGAAAUGUUGUGAACUAUUUAGCUUUUAAAAAACAUUAAUGCAUAGGUCCAAUGUUCCAAGAUAUCUGUCAGCAUUUCCCUGCUGGGUCCGUGUUCUGCGGGCCAGGUCCAUUCUCCAGCCUGCAGAACCUUUUCAAAUCAGAUAACAACCAUAACAAUGAAUGACUACUUUCCCAGGCUGCUUUGACUGGCCAAUAGGAUGGUUGAUUUGUUUCCCGGGUUUGAAAUUUUAAAAAAAUGUGGAAGGGACAAUGAAUUCCAAGCUUGGAAGACAUAACGACUUGAAUUGACCGGGCUAGCGUUAGCCCCAGAGGCUAUUGUUGUUGUACAGCUUUAUCAUGCUGAUAUUAAACUAGAUUAAUGCAUGAUUCAUAAAUCACAAUAUUAGCCAAGCGUAUAAACGAUCCAAACAGCACUAUUUCCUCUGGGGUUCAAGGAGUAUAUUUCCUCUGGGGUUCAAGGAGUAUAUUUCCUCUGGGGUUCAAGGAGUAUAUUUCCUCUGGGGUUCAAGCAGUAUAUUUCCUCUGGGGUUCAAGCAGUAUAUUUCCUCUGGGGUUCAAGGAGUAUAUUUCCUCUGGGGUUCAAGCAGUAUAUUUCCUCUGGGGUUCAAGCAGUAUAUUUCCUCUGGGGUUCAAGCAGUAUAUUUCCUCUGGGGUUCAAGCAGUAUAUUUCCUCUGGGGUUCAAGGAGUAUAUUUCCUCUGGGGUUCAAGGAGUAUAUUUCCUCUGGGGUUCAAGGAGUAUAUUUCCUCUGGGGUUCAAGCAGUAUAUUUCCUCUGGGGUUCAAGGAGUAUAUUUCCUCUGGGGUUCAAGGAGUAUAUUUCCUCUGGGGUUCAAGGAGUAUAUUUCCUCUGGGGUUCAAGGAGUAUAUUUCCUCUGGGGUUCAAGGAGUAUAUUUCCUCUGGGGUUCAAGGAGUAUAUUUCCUCUGGGGUUCAAGGAGAAUAUUUCCUCUGGGGUUCAAGCAGUAUUUUUCCUCUGGGGUUCAAGGAGUAUUUGACCAUCCAUUCUCUGUCUAGAAACACAAUGCUAGUUUUGGGCCAGUCGUCUCAGUUCUGUGUAUAACCCCCAUUUGUCUGAAAACAAUGAUGAAGCAACUACCAAUGUGCUCAAUACUAACGGGGAAUUAUACAGGACUGCAAGUCAAGGUAAAUGCAAUACUAACGGGGAAUUAUACAGGAAGUCAAGGUAAAUGCAAUACUAACGGGGAAUUAUACAGGAAGUCAAGGUAAAUGCAAUACUAACGGGGAAUUAUACAGGAAGUCAAGGUAAAUGCAAUACUAACGGGGAAUUAUACAGGAAGUCAAGGUAAAUGCAAUACUAACGGGGAAUUAUACAGGAAGUCCAGGUAAAUGCAAUAGUAAUGGGGAAUUAUACAGGAAGUCCAGGUAAAUGCGAUAUUAAUGGGGAAUUAUACAGGAAGUCCAGGUAAAUGCAAUAGUAAUGGGGAAUUAUACAGGAAGUCCAGGUAAAUGCAAUAGUAAUGGGGAAUUAUACAGGAAGUCAAGGUAAAUGCAAUACUAACGGGGAAUUAUACAGGAAGUCAAGGUAAAUGCAAUACUAACGGGGAAUUAUACAGGAAGUCAAGGUAAAUGCAAUACUAACGGGGAAUUAUACAGGAAGUCAAGGUAAAUGCAAUACUAACGGGGAAUUAUACAGGAAGUCAAGGUAAAUGCAAUACUAACGGGGAAUUAUACAGGAAGUCCAGGUAAAUGCAAAGUAAGUGUGUAAAAACAUUUAUCUUUUGAAGAAAUGACCAGAAGUUAUGAAAAUGCCCCAGCAUCAGCCAGCCAGCCAGCCAGUCAGCCAGUCAGUCAGCUAGCUAGCGGAGCACCCUUCCAUCUGCAGUAGUCAGCAGCCUAAUGCAAAAUGCCCCAGCAUCAGUCAGCCAGCCAGCCAGUCAGCCAGCCAGUCAGCCAGCUAGCUAGCGGAGCACCCUUCCAUCUGCAGUAGUCAGCAGUCUAAUGCAAAAUGCCCCAGCCAGCCAGUCAGUCAGUCAGCCAGCCAGUCAGUCAGUCAGUCAGCCAGCAGAGCACCCUUCCAUCCAGCAGUCUAAUGGAUCUACACUGUUCUGUCGUGAACCCAUUUCAGAUGUUCUGUUGUGAACCCAUUUCAGAUGUUCUGUUGUGAACCCAUUUCAGAUGUUCUGUUGUGAACCCAUUUCAGAUGUUCUGUUGUGAACCCAUUUCAGAUGUUCUGUUGUGAACCCAUUUCAGAUGUUCUGUUGUGAACCCAUUUCAGAUGUUCUGUUCGUUGCAGAAGACAAUAGUACAUUUAAAAUGACUUGUCAAAAUGUUAGUGUGUUCUUUCUUUCUGUGUCAACCUCAGUGAUCUGAAUGUACCAGUCGCUUGGUUUAAGCAUUCUAUAGCAAUAUAGCUGCACGGUCAGCGGGCUAGCGGCUCAGGGAGGGAGUCGCUUGGUUUAAGGGAGUCGCUUGGUUUAAGGGAGUCGCUUGGUUUAAGCAUUCUAUAGUAAUAUAGCUGCAUGGUCAGCGGGCUAGCGGCUCAGUGAGGGAGUCGCUUGGUUUAACGAUUCUAUAGUAAUAUAGCUGCAUGGUCAGCGGGCUAGCGGCUCAGGGAGGGAGUCGCUUGGUUUAACGAUUCUAUAGUAAUAUAGCUGCAUGGUCAGCGGGCUAGCGGCUCAGUGAGGGAGUCGCUUGGUUUAAGCAUUCUAUAGUAAUAUAGCUGCACGGUCAGCGGGCUAGCGGCUCAGUGAGGGAGUCGCUUGGUUUAAGGGAGUCGCUUGGUUUAAGGGAGUCGCUUGGUUUAACCAUUCUAUAGCAAUAUAGCUGCACGGUCAGCGGGCUAGCGGCUCAGUGAGGGAGUCGCUUGGUUUAACCAUUCUAUAGCAAAAUAAAAAAUAUGUAAAAAUGUGUUUUAAGUCAAAAAUGUAAAUGGUUCUUUAACAAUAAAACUGGGAUAAAUAGUUUAUACAUGCUUAUUUCUCUGAUACUAUACAAAUCACAAUGAUUGUGAAUAUAUUAAUGUUAUGAAAAACUGAAUAAAAGUGAAGACCAAUUGUC
Messenger RNA from Oncorhynchus tshawytscha (Chinook salmon), 4683 nucleotides. RefSeq names its product sperm-associated antigen 1. Gene Ontology annotation, cellular component: cytosol. Lineage: Eukaryota; Metazoa; Chordata; Actinopteri; Salmoniformes; Salmonidae. Gene Ontology annotation, biological process: axonemal dynein complex assembly. The record is from RefSeq and is a predicted model, not a curated record. Gene Ontology annotation, molecular function: protein binding.